Messenger RNA from Ziziphus jujuba (common jujube), 4662 nucleotides. RefSeq names its product trihelix transcription factor ENAP2. The coding region runs from base 177 to 1049 and encodes 290 amino acids. Gene Ontology annotation, molecular function: transcription cis-regulatory region binding. Gene Ontology annotation, cellular component: nucleus. The transcript has 2 exons. The record is from RefSeq and is a predicted model, not a curated record. Lineage: Eukaryota; Viridiplantae; Streptophyta; Magnoliopsida; Rosales; Rhamnaceae.
CUUCAUUCUCUAUUCUCCUCUCUCUCUCUCUCUCACUCGCUCCGCAGACACAUGCACCUUCCCUUACGCUACUGUUCCCCGCCGGCACUUCCUUCCGAACCCCCAAAACCGCCUUCACCGUACACCGAUAACAGAAAACGACCUUCGCCCAAUCGCAGCCUGCCACCUCACCACCCAUGGACUCCGAUACCGGAACUCUCUCACCGGCAACCGCGCCGGCGACCAGGCCGGCCACUACGACGCCGUUCCACGGACGCGAGGACUGCUGGAGCGAGGACGCCACCGCUACUCUCAUCGAGGCCUGGGGCGACCGCUACCUGGAGCUGAACCGGGGCAACCUCCGGCAGAAGCACUGGCAAGAGGUCGCCGACGCCGUCAACGCCCGCCACUGCCGUAGCGCAAGGACCCGUCGUACGGACGUACAGUGCAAGAAUCGCAUCGACACGCUUAAAAAGAAGUAUAAGAUCGAGAAGGCUAGGGUUUCCGACUCUGACGGUGUCUACACUAGUCCGUGGCCCUUUUUUACUCGCCUCGAUGCCUUGAUCGGCGACAAUUUUCCGGCGGCUAAGAAGUCUUCGCCGCCGGUGGCCGGAGUCCACCGGAACGCUACGCCUCCAAUCUGGGCGCUGUAUUCUCCGGUACCGGUCGGUCCCCGAUCCGCUACUCUGAAACGGCCGGCGCCGACGUUGCCGCCGGUGCCCUUGGAUGAUUCGUCCUCUCGUCGGAAUUUCUCGGCAUUUGCAGCGGCAGCAAUAGCUGCUGCGGAGGAUGAGGAGACGGAGCGGUCGAGCAUAGGGAGUAGGAGAAGGGACAGAGAAAGGGAAGAUGGGUGCAGGGAAUUGGCUCAGGCAAUUGAGAAAUUUGCGGAGAUAUAUGAGAGAGUGGAGGGAGCGAAGCAGAAGCAGAUGGUAGAGCUGGAGAAGCAGAGAAUGCAGUUUGCCAAAGAUUUGGAGUUCCCGAGAAUGCAGCUUUUCAUGGAGACCCAAGUUCAACUUCAAAAAAUUAAGCGCGCCAAGCGAUCUUCGGGCACUGGAAAUAGUUCAAUAUGAAGGGAAUAGACAAUUCAUUUGAUUUGGAUGAGAGUAUUUUUGCUAAGAAGAAAAUUUCACUCUGCUCCAACACUCUGGUGCUUGUAUAUUUUACUGAGGUAUUUGCAAAAAUGUGAUAUGAAAGUGUGGAAAGGCUCCAUUUAUUGCACUGUGAAGGUGUUAGUGGUUUCGAAACCCCACCUACAUGUAUUGGAUGAUGUUGAAUGUGCCUAAGUUGAUAGUCUACAUAAAUGAUGUGUGUUGUGCCUUGUCAGUGGGUUGCGAUAUGUUGAUAUGGCUCAAAUACCCAUAUUUGGUGUCAAUAUCAAUUCUAUGGUUUCCACAAGUUUCUAUGGCUGAUAGGUGUAAAGUGAAAUAAGCUGCUUAAUCUGAAACUUUCUAUAGUGGCUCAUAUCUUUUGUAUUUGCGCAUAAGAAAUUUAGAAGCAUGGUUCCUAGAUAUGUUGGGCAGCCACUUUUUUCUCGGUUGGUGAUGUGAUGUCACUUUUGGGCUCUAAGUAAGGUUUGAUAGGCUGGAUUUAUCAGCCUAGCCUGUUUGAAUGAUGGAUGAGGCCUAAUAUGACAAUAUGAUUUAUUCAGGAACUUUAGAAUUGCUCUGUUUCCAGCAUUUAAUAUAUAAUAUAUUUAUUUAUUGGUAAGUGGGUAACUGAGCGUUUCUAUUGGGUCAUAUUCAUGCUAUGUUGAUAAGACUGCUAGAAUGUAAGACUACUUGAUGUUUUUUGGUUGACAUUAGCUGCUUGAAGUCUGAUGAAAUUAUUGCUUGUUCUUUUUGUUUUGCAAGUUAAAUAAGUUGAUUUUGGAUGAUUAUAAAAAGAUGUAGUGAAGGACUUUCCUUUUCUUUUACUUCGCUUCCUUCGGUGGGAUGCGAAGGGCUUUAGCACCUGGGCCCUAAUAUUGUGGUGAACAAGUGUCUUUAUAGUGAUUGAAGAGCAAUUUAGAAAUGAGAAUAUGAAAAUCUCUUAGAGGUACCUGGCCUAUUUAUUGAAGCUUACAGGGCAUUUUUCCACAAAGUAUAGCUUCUAAUAGGUUAUUUUAUCCCUACAACAUCUGGUUGGUUGACUGCUUAUACAAUUGUUGAUAAUUAACAUGUCCAUGAGUAGCCGAACUACCAAAAUGAAACCAGAUAUGGGAUCAAUGUGUAUCAUUGAGACAUUGACAGGGUAAAUAAUCUUUCUUCACCAAGUCACUAAAGUGGGAUGACUAGAGAAAAAAAAAAUAAUAAUAACAAUAAAGUCACUAAAAUGGACUAAUUAAACUAGAAUUUAAUAUCAUUUACAAUCCUUGCGUUGGUUAGUUCCAUUCAUUGCUUUUUAUAAAUUGAAACCACAAUGCAAUUACUUUGUAGAUGGACUAUUGUGUGUAUAUUUUUCCAUUAAAUGAUAUAAAUCAUAUCAUAGAUGUGAAUUCUAUCUUAAAUGAGUGGAGAAGAUGUUUUUAAUUAAAAUACUGCUUUUGAGAUUUUUUAACAAAUUGAUUGCACUUAUUUUGACUAUUCUUUGUUCCAUUCGCAAUAUGAUUUCUUAUUGCCUUCACAAAUCUGAUAUCAUGACAUUAUUGCUUUGUUCCUAGUAUCAUUUGAGAUUUUUAUAGGAAAAGUGAAAAAUGAUAUUUAUAAUUUGGUAAAUUAGUUCUAAUUUAUGAUAAUCUCUAUCAACAUCCUGCCAUCUGUACUUGAGGAACUAGAAACAUGGAUUGUUUGAAUGUAUGCAAAAUGAAUGAGACUUCUAUUUACUUGAAGUUCAAAGUUUGGGCUUUAUAUAUAUAUAUAUAUAUAUGUAUAUAUUAAUUAUAUAUAUAUAUAUAUUAAUUAUUAUUAUUAUUAUUAUUAUUAUUAUUAUUAUUAUUAUUUAUUAAUUGAUACAGCUGUAUUUUUGGGAGAUUAGGGAUGGGGGAAGGGAGUAAAUUUGUAAACGAGAUUUUUAUGAACCUUGGCGGUUAUGUUUAUUAGCCAAAAUGAAACCUUGUGUGGAUAGAUGGUGUUGGACAGAGUCAAACAGAUCAAUAUCAGUGCAGAAAGUCUUAGAAAUUCUAAAAGUAGGUGAUGAUAAUUCCAGCUACAAUUAUUGGAAAUAAAAUGUUGAAAACUCUAAAUCUGGAACAAUAUUAUUUCCUGCAGAUUUGGCCUUGUUGCUAAUUAUGUUUAUAUCAUCUGUGAUAGGGAGAUGAUUGUAACUUUAGAUAAUGGGAAUAUUAAAUUGUAUCUCCUUGCACAAUUUAUGCCAUCUCUUUUAAAAUCUUGAAGAUGAUUGUAAAUGAUGUAAAAUGCAGUGCUAUUGUUAAUUAUUGGUUGAAGUGAGACUAUAAGAUAUUUUUGUGUGGGAGAUAUUGGUCAUUUGUGCAAAGCUUGUUAGCCAAAGGUGACGAGUUAUGAUUAAAGUGGUCAAUGACUAAUCUUGUAUUUUUUACUUAAGAAAAAUUGGAAACCUAUUGUUCAGAAUAGAAUUAAUUCUAUGAUGGCCAUAAGAUUCUGCCAGUACAAUGCAGUUUGCCUUUACCCUGUUACAAAGGAAUGAUGAGCUUGUGAGUGUGUUUUGUUUUGGUCUUUAAUUCCUUGCUCUUAUAUAGUUCCAUUUAACAUUGUCUUCAUCUGGUUUUCUGUCAUUUAUUUCCAGGGUUACAAUGGGUAGAAAAUUCUGGACUAAGGAAAUAGAUAUACAUAUAUAUAUAUAUAUAUGGAAAUGCUAUAAUGAGCGAAGGUGCUCACCAAAUGUUGACCACUUGGUGAGCACCUAAUGUGUAUCCUUCACUGGAUGUGCUGGUUAAUGAAUUUUGUAUCCUCCAUUAACCCAUGUAUCCAAUGAAGGAUAUGCGAUAGGCUCUCACUAAGUGAUGGGUGCCUUCCCCCACCAUUUAAGAACUGUGUACAUAUGUAUGUAUAUAGAGCUUAUAGAUUUGUUGCUUCUUCUGUUUUUGGUACGUUAAUUUUUACAGCAGUCAUGAGAAGGUUGGUAUCUUUACAUGGGAUGAAAAUGAUGAGAUGAUUGGCUAUUUGGAGAAAUUUUGAUUACCUUAAGCAAAGUGACAGAUCUAUAAGAAGUAAUAUGCUUUGAUAUGAAUGAGCUACAAUGGCAAUGGAAAAAAACCAAAAAAAAAAAAAAAAAAAAAAAACGAUAUUGGAUUCUGUAGUGAAAGUUUUGGCAUUAUUUCAAGUGAAAUGGUGACAAAGGAUCUUAUUUGUGUUAGAGAAUGGGAUGGUAUUCUUUGAUUAACCGUAAUCACAACAGUUUGUUGCAUUAAAAAUCUCAAGUAACAGGGUUUGCUUUUCUGUCUUAUACUUAUAAUGCAAUGCCUUAUUUGGUGGUUAGUUAUCAUAUGUAUACCACUCUGCUGUGAGGGAUAGAUCCUGACUUCUUUGGCCAUGAGUGGUGAAUGCUUCUUAGGAAUCUUUUUCUGAGAAAGUUAUUGAGCUACAAGCCGUUUGUUAAGGUGUUUGGUUUUUGUUUUUUCUACUAAAUUGAGUGUAAUUUGCUUAUUUCUUUUUUUUUUUUUUUGGUAAUAAGUUUGCUUAUUUCAAUUGUUUGUUAGUGUUAGUGGUAUUUAAAUAUAUCAAUUAACUAUAAAUCUAGGGGCAGAGAGAGGGGUUUAUUAAAAAAAAAAAAAAAAAAAAAAAAAAA